CGUAAAAAGCAAACCCAGAGAUGGUUAGUCACACGAAAAAUGCAACAUUCAACUUUCAGCUCACCAAAACUAAACCGAUGCAGCUAGCAGCGCACAAACAAACUCUGCCAUAUAACUUCAUUCCCACAUCCAACUGCAACACUCCCUGCAAACAUGACUACAUCCUCCAACUCUUCUACCUCUGCCCAAGACUUCCCUUCGCGGGGCAUUCCGAUUCUUGUCUUGUCGGAGAUUCAAAUGGUGGAGUUGAUCCUUGCUCUAGUGGUUUUCUUGGCGAUACAUUCGCUGAGGCAGGAGAAAAAGCAUGGGUUGGCAUGUUGGCCAGUUGUUGGGAUGUUGCCUUCUUUGGUGCUUGGUGUUCAGAAGGAUCUCUAUGAGUGGAUUUCUGGUGUUCUGUGCCGAACGAAUGGUACGUUUACCUUCAGAGGCCCGUGGUUCACUAAUCUCAACUGCGUGGUGACCUGUGAUCCCAGAAACCUGGAGUAUCUACUCAAGGAAAAGUUCUCAAACUUUCCGAAAGGAGGGUAUUUCCGGAACACGGUUCAAGAUCUUCUUGGCAAUGGGAUAUUCAGUGCAGAUGGGGGGAGUUGGCAUAGCCAGAGGAAGACAGCAGGAAUUGAGUUCCACUCUUCGAAAUUCCGGAGCCUCACAGCUGAAUCUCUGCUGGAACUUGUCCACCAGAGGCUCUUGCCUGUCCUGGAGGAGUCCAUCAUCAGCCAAUCGGCUGCGGAUCCCCUUGAUCUGCAGGACAUUCUCCUACGCUUCACAUUUGACAAUAUCUGCAUGAUAGCUUUUGGGGUUGAUCCCGGGUGCUUGCAGCCUGGUCUGCCAGAAAUCCCAUUUGCCCAGGCUUUUGAAGCUGCCACAGAGGCAACCAUCAUGCGGUUUGUGAUCCCUACAUUUAUAUGGAAGGCCAUGAGGUAUCUGGGCUUGGGGACAGAAGGGGACCUGAAACUAUCACUGAAGAAGGUCGACCAGUUUGCAGACGAAGUCAUCAGGACAAGGAAGAAGGGGCUGUCUUUGGCAUCACCCGAAGAGACACUUCAUCAGUGGCACUAAGCUGGUUUUUCUGGUUAUUGAAUCAAAAACCAGAGGUGGA
Molecule: messenger RNA, 1099 nt
Organism: Cuscuta campestris
Lineage: Eukaryota; Viridiplantae; Streptophyta; Magnoliopsida; Solanales; Convolvulaceae
Source: the annotation of a GenBank genome assembly